This is a messenger RNA of Sus scrofa (pig), 1850 nucleotides long. NCBI's taxonomy places the organism in Eukaryota, Metazoa, Chordata, Mammalia, Artiodactyla, Suidae. The record is from RefSeq and is a predicted model, not a curated record.
GCCCCAGUGCCCUCCACAGUCAUUGCGAAAGAGGACAAGGUUACUUCACCCUCCAACAUUCUUAGUGAGAAAGGGUCCUCACUCUUAUCCCUAAAUUAUCGGGUAGCACUCAGAGGGGCUGUCUGCAUCCCAGCACUUUCUGGUCCAGCGAGCAGAUGUGGGUGCACCCAGCAGUCACGUGGCCUCCGGCCGCGUCUCGCGCUUUCCCUGUAAUGAAAUCCAGUUCGGUCUUUGCCAAAAGGCCCCACUCUCAGCUCUGGAGAGCCCAAACCACCUUUCCGCACAGUGGUGUUUUCCUGCUGAAACUGUUAAAAUAUUCUUUGUGUUUUGAUCAGAAUGUGAAAAAGACGGACUGGUUCCAGGAAUGGCCAGAUGCCUAUGAGAAGCACAUCUACAGCUCGGAGGACCGGAGCGCACAGCGGCACCUGAGCAGCUGGGCCAUGCGCAACACCAACAACCACAACUCCCGCAUCCUCAAGAAGUCCUGUCUGGGCGUGGUGGUGUGCGGCCGCGAUUGCUUGGCCCCUGAGGGCCGCAAGGUCUACCUGAGGCCCGCCAUCUGCGACAAAGCCCGGCAGAAGCAGCAGAGGAAACGCUGUCCCAACUGUGAUGGCCCCUUGAAGCUCAUUCCCUGCCGUGGCCACGGGGGCUUUCCCGUCACUAACUUCUGGAGGCACGACGGCCGCUUCAUAUUCUUCCAGUCAAAGGGAGAACAUGACCAUCCAAAACCAGAAACCAAACUGGAAGCCGAGGCAAGAAGAGCAGUGAAGAAAACACACUUGGCGGCUUCCUCCUCAAAGCUGAAGCAGGGCCCAGAAAUCAAGCCUCUUCCAGGUGAAACACCAAGUUGGGAAAGUUUAACUCGGUCUUUCCAGGAAGGCAUUCAAUUGCCGAGUAGUUACAGUGGACAUUUAAUAGGGAACACUCCCCAGCAGAAGGCACUGAAUGAUUGCUCAUCCUUCUCCGAGAGUUAUGGUUUGGGGGGCACCACCGACCCGGCAGACCCCACUCCUCCCCUGGGUGCCCCUCAGCUCUACGAGAAAUGCAGUUUGUCCGAUGGUCAGAUCUCCAGCAACCGAGACCUGCUUCAGCUUCCUGUCUCUGGGGUCUUUGGUUACAGUGAUCCGCAAACAUGGAAUGAUAACAUGGCUUUGGAGAGAAAUCCUCUGAAUGACAACAGCUGCCCCAAUUAUCCUUUUGCUCUGACCAGCUGGCCCUAUGACUUCUCCCCUCCCCAGAACGCUUCAGAACCCUUUCCCCAGCAGAUCCCAAUGGAACCACCAGCUGCCAAAACAAGCUGUCCCCCAUUAUGGCCAAAUCAAGGGGGCGAUCUUUAUGAAGAGAAGGUGCCUGUGGAUUUUAACGGCUACUACCCUUCCACCACGUGCCGUUCACCUCAGGAAGAGCCCUUUCUCCUCACCUAUACCUCUCAGCCUUGUCACCAGUACUCUCUGCCUGGCAAGAGCAGCAAAUGGAAUUUGGAUGAAGAAAUGAGGUACCUGGGCUUGGAUCACUGCAACAAUGAAAUGCUUCUAAACCUCUGUUCUCUGAGAUGAUCUCAAAUGGAAUCCUUGUGCACUGCUGGAGGGAAUGUCAUUUGGUGCUGCCAUUAUGGAAAACAGUAUGGAGGCGCCUCAAUAAUUAACAGUAGAACUACCAUAUGAUCCAGCCUUUCCAUUUCGAGGUAUAUAUCCGCAGGAAACGAGAUCACUAUCCUGAGGAAAUAGCUGUACCACCGUGUUCACUGCAGCGUUAUUUACGGUAGCCAAGGCAAGGAAACAACCUAAGACCAAUGAAUGGAUACAAUGGGAUGUAUAUAUAUACACACACACACAAUGAAAUACUAUUGA